Molecule: messenger RNA, 1257 nt
Organism: Cladophialophora psammophila CBS 110553
Lineage: Eukaryota; Fungi; Ascomycota; Eurotiomycetes; Chaetothyriales; Herpotrichiellaceae
Exons: 2
Coding region: 1-1257 (418 amino acids)
Source: RefSeq, a predicted model, not a curated record
AUGUUCGGAAUCAUAGCAGACCUCAUAGCCUCCGUCACCACAAUCCUCCUUCCAGCGUACCUCUCCUACAAAGCUCUGCGCACAAAUGAUCCAGCUCAGACGCACCCCUGGUUGAUAUACUUCACCAUUCUCUCCCUCACCCUUCUAUUCGAAUCCUGGACCCUUUUCAUAAUAGGCUGGAUCCCUUUCUACUCGUGGCUCCGCCUCAUCUUCCUUCUCUACCUCGUCCUCCCUCAGACCCAGGGUGCUAAGAUAUUCUAUCUGGACUAUUUAGAACCGUAUAUCGUCCACCAUGAGAGGCAGAUUGAUCAGUUCAUUGGCGAGACGCACGGUAAACUACAACAGAUGGGAUUGGGAUAUUUGAAUUUCGCGAUUGAAUGGGCGCGAGAGAGGAUUUUGGGGCAGAAGAGUCCACAACAGCCAGUUGGUCAGCAACAAGCGGCGGGUGUGGGAGGUUACGCAAGCUACGCAUCAGACCUCCUUUCCCGCUUCGCCAUGCCCGGGGCAAGGACGAAUACCCCUACCCAACCAGGAACAACUUCUGCGGGGGUGUACAGUAUGGUAUCGAACUUCGCUGCAGGCUUGGCUUCUACGACCAGCUCCCCGCAAGGAACAUACCGCUCUGCGGCUACCGAAGCCGCCUCAAUCUCCAUUCCCCCAAACCUCUUUCAGUUCGAGAACAUCCCGGGCCAGUCGACGGCCGAGAAAUCCUCUUUCAUCACCGCUCAACGCGAUAGGUUACUGGGGCUGGUGAGGAUGCUGGAUAGCGAGCAGCAGAACUUGGACCUUGCCUACGGUGCUGCUCCAGGCGAGAACAGUGGACGUGGAGGGAACGGUGGGCAUAGUAAGCGGCCGUCGAGCUCCGGAUCCGGAUUGGCAAUGGGUGGUGGACUAAAGACAAAGUCACGGAGUGAGCAGUCGUUCGAGAAUGUCGACUACGACGAAGCCACCGGGGUUUCGAACACGCCGGCGGAUGCUUAUGAUCGUCGGCGGGCUAGCGGGGGUGAAGGCGGCGGCGGAGGCUGGAUUCCCGCCGGCGUAAGUGGAUGGUUCUCGGCCAGUGGCCCUGGUGGCGGUGCUGAAGGCGAGGGUCACUCUGACCGGUCCGAGCGGGACAUGGAUAGAGAGCGGAUGCGGGAUUCCGCAAGAUCAUCCAGGGGAUGGUCCGCUGCGAGGGAUAUCACGGACGAGAUCUCACGCGGUAUGAGUAGUGGUGUGGACACACUGAUGGGAGACCAUGACAGACGCAGAUCAUGA